Aplysia californica (California sea hare) is the source of this 2609-nucleotide messenger RNA. RefSeq names its product methionine aminopeptidase 1D, mitochondrial. The transcript has 7 exons. Bases 198 to 1190 code for a protein of 330 amino acids. Lineage: Eukaryota; Metazoa; Mollusca; Gastropoda; Aplysiida; Aplysiidae. Gene Ontology annotation, molecular function: metalloaminopeptidase activity. The record is from RefSeq and is a predicted model, not a curated record. Gene Ontology annotation, biological process: proteolysis.
CAUUAAAAAUUCUCGAUAAGAUAAUAGCUCUCAAAUUCUAUAGAAAAGAUCCUUGGCCUAGGCCUAGAUCUAGAAUGCUAGACUGCCAGACUGGCUGGCCCAUUUUUCUCUACAACCUUGCCCUUGAUUCGCCUUGAAGCAAUAUUUUUAUAUUCUCAGUUGUCUUUCCAGUGACAUCGCUAUACGUGCAUGAAAACAUGUUGAAAAGUAUACUGUCGAAAGGAGGAUGGAGUUGCUUUUCUGUGAUGCCAAGAAACUGCCAAAAGUAUAUUUUAUUGAAGACGGUAAACAGUGCAAGACACUCGUCAAACUCAUUUUCAUCCGUAUUACAGAGAACUCUGCAGCGCAUGUUUAAUCUAAAGAAAUACACAACAUACCGAAGUGUACCACAAAAGAUCCAAAGUCCUCCAUAUAUUCUUUCUGGAAAUGAUGUUUCUCCAGUAUCAGCUGACGUCAAGACAAAACUGCAAAUUGAAGAAAUGAGGCCUGCAUGUGAGCUGGCUGCAUCCAUCCUUCGGCAUGUUGGAGCCAAUAUUGAGGCAGGAAUGACAACAGAUGACAUUGACGCAAUGGUUCACAGAAAAAGUAUUGAAGCAGGAGCAUAUCCCUCACCUCUUCAGUAUAAAGGCUUUCCCAAAUCAGUUUGCACAUCAGUAAACCAUAUAGCAUGCCAUGGAGUUCCAGGAUCUUUGGUGCUACAGGAUGGAGAUAUCAUCAAUGUGGAUAUCACUGUAUUCUUUCAGGGUUAUCAUGGUGAUACCUCUGAGACCUUCAUGAUAGGUGAUGUUGACAGACAGGGUCAACUCUUGGUGCAGGCUGCAAAGGACUGUAGGGACAUUGGAAUCUCUGUUUGCAGAGAGGGAGCUUUAUUUUCUGACAUUGGGGAGGUCGUAUACAUGAAGGCACAAGAAGCAGGUUUUGAAGUGAUUCCAAAUUUCUGUGGUCACGGCAUUGGACAGUACUUCCACGGACCACCUGAUAUUGUGCAUGUUCCCAGUUACUCUGGAGCACGAGGUGAAAUGAAAGCUGGAAUGACUUUUACUGUUGAGCCAAUUAUAUGUGAAGGAUCUCCAGAGAUUCAAAUUCUAAGUGAUGACUGGACCGUUGUGACCAAAGACAAAAGCAGAUCUGCUCAGUUUGAGCACACAAUACUAGUCACUAAAAAUGGCCAUGAGAUACUCACAAAAUGAUUAAUCUAAAACUAAAACUUUUUUUAUUUAGGUCGCUGAAUCUUUACGUUAUGCCUCCAAACAUCAUUUGUAUGAAAUUUUUUUUUUUCCCUUUUUUUAUAUCACAGGUUUGUUUGCUCUUUCUCAUGGGGUCCACUUACAGAAGGUUCUCUGAUAUAUAUUUUAAUUUAUUAUUUUAAGGGAUAGAUUUUAUUUACAGUUAAGGUAGCCUCACCAGCUAACCUCUAAACAGUUACAGUAGUCUCCGCCUAAAUGCACGGUAUUCGGGAAGGUCCCUAAGCAUGCGUUUAUAUGAAUCUGUGCAAAAGGAGGAAGAGAUCGAUGCAAUCAUCUCAUUGCCUUGAUAUUCUAGUGACCUCCCUUGGGGGUGAUGGGUCAUUUUGCCCAAUUAUGUGAUGGCACGUGACUGUUUUGUGAAGGAUUCCCCCGACUGCAGUUAUGAAUUAUGAAUACAAAGGUGUUGAAUUGGGGGGGGGUGCACAGAAAAACGGUCUCACUGUACUGAUAUGCACUAUAAAAUGUCGGGAUCAGAUAAGAAGAAACUGUUCAUGAUAGAUCUAGUCAUUAGGGAAAAGCUUUCAGCCACGUGGCUUUCCAAUUUCAAGCGACCAAUCCCGACAGUCUGAUAUCUAUUGCAACUCGAUAAAUGCAUGGAUGACGUCAGACUUUUUACUUGUGAAUCGUUGAACAAGUACUUUAUAAGUUCUUCGAGCACAGUUGAUUACCUUACUAAUCUUUAAUUAGAGUGGCAUAUCAAAUGUUUUAGAGUAUUCACGCGUGUUGCGCAUCAUAGUAAGCUGUCACUCAAACACCAGGCAGAAACCUUCUCUCAAAGACGCAUUUCGAGUGACCAAUCAGAAGACAUUUCAGUCCCCCCUCCCCUCCCUUACAUAUUAUCACCCGACCAGUCCUAAACCUAUCCUAUACGUGAUCGUGGAAAGUUGGGCAUGAAAACUCUGCCCAUCGCUCUCUCUGUUCUGCGUGAAGGUCAGUCCCGUCUAGGCUUGUCUAUGCAAGCUGUGUAGGCUGCUGCGAAAUUUCCCCUUGUCAAGCUUUACCUGUCGGCGUGUUUCCUGGAUCGGAGCGUGCGUUUAGAAGUGGCCGUGCGUUUGCACGUCUAAAUUAUAUAGCAAUAAACUCGUCAUAUGACGAAAGCGUGCGUUUGAAGGGAGCAUGCCUUUGUAUGGCGCGCGUUUAGGCAGAGAAUACGGUACUGUACUUAAAACUUAACUUAAAUAAUGACUAUCACUUUUAUUUUUCAAAGUAAAGAUUAUGGGAUGAGAAUAUUAGGUGCGUGAAUUUCAGCACACACAAAAAUUGAACGUUUUAAUUAAUCUGUACUCUUUUUAAGUUCUGACUGUGAAUUAGUCUUUUUUUAUGCUUCAAUAAACAGCUGUCUCAAUUUCAGUUUUAAAAGCU